GCCAAUUCCUCGGGUGACUCAUUCACCAUAGCAAGAUGGCGGCGCCCAUGAAAGUGGAAAAGAAUUUGAUUGUGUAGAGGGACCAUACAAAAAUAAAUUGUUACCUUGACUAUGUAAAGUAAAAGAGAUAGGCUAAAUGAUUGGACAUCAAUCCUGGCGUCAGUGGUAAAAAUGUCUGGGGAAAUUUUCCAGCCAAUGGAAAAUUUAGAUAUGAUAGAUUUAUCUAAAUCUAAUCCACUGUUGUGUUACUUAUGUAAUGAACAGUAUGAUGAUCCAUGUAUUCUGUCAUGUUUCCAUAGUUUCUGUACUCACUGUUUACGGGGAAGAGCUGUUGAUAAUAAGAUGAGAUGUCCUUUAUGUGGAGCAACGACUACAUUAAAGGAGGGUUCAACUUUACCACCUGCAGACCUUCUGUUGAAGUUUAUGGUUGAGUCAUCUCUAGAUGAAAGAGCUCAGUGUGCUAACUGUGAUGAUGAAACUGAACAUAUGUAUUUUUGUAAUACAUGUGCUCAGCCAUUAUGUGCUGGUUGUCGAGAUGACACACAUCAAGCUAAAAUGUUUUCAGCACAUGAUAUAGUAAUGCUUUCCAAACGUACCAAAGACAUACAUAAAAAAUGCACUUUACAUGGAGAACCAUAUAUUAUGUUUUCUUCUGAGAAGAAGAUUAUGCUGUGUAUUAAAUGUUUUCGAGAUAUGAGAGUAGAGAGUAGGACUCAUUGUGUUGAUAUGGAAACUGCUUAUAAUCAAAGUUGUAAAAAGUUGGAUCAAAGUGUACAGACUGUGAGAGAUUUACAGAAUUCAGUACGUGAUAGUAUUGGAUCUUUAAAAGCCUUAUUACAAGAAGUAAAGAAGAAUGGGGAGAGAGAAAGGACAGCUAUUUUAGCUAUGUAUGAAUCCAUGCAGGAGAAAAUAGAUACAACCAAAGAUACCCUGUUAGAAGAAGUUGACAGACAAUUUAAAGACAAAGAAGGCCAGUUAAAAGCUCAGUUAAAUACUCUAACAACUCUACUACCCACUUUACAUGUACAUUUUGUUACUUCUGCUGCUUUCUCAAGUUCUGCUAAUAAAUUUGAAUUUCUUGACUUAGCUUAUGUUAUGAUGGGUCGUUUAAAGGCUAUAACUAGACAACCCCAUCCUCUUCAUCCUCUACAAACUAGCAUAAUAAAUACAGAUUUUAAAGGACAAUUUGCCAGGAGUCUUGAAAAUCUGUUAUUUAAUGGUAGAUCAGGUUAUUCCAGUCUUUCUAAUAAUAGUCUUCCUAUACAGAGAAAUGGUUCAGGUAACUCAGUUAAUGGUAAAAAUGGAAGUGGAUCAUCUGAUGGUCGCACUACACCUGUUAUAUAUAAGAUGAAUUCAUCAGGUGGUGGAGGUAGACGAGGUAAUAGUAAUGGAUUAAAGGUCAAGUUUAUUGAUGCUAAAGGACCGUUUGCUGACUACUGUAAGGAAUUUGAAACUGUACAUAAGGAUUUACUUGUAAAAUGCGAGAAGUUAAAGAUAAGAGUACAAGAAUUACAGAGAGAUCUAACAUUACGUAGAUGUUUAGCUAGAAAUGAUGAUGUAUCUAUAAUAAGUAAAGAUAUAGAACUUAUAGAACAACAGUUAGCUAAUCAUUACUUAACUAUAGAACAAAAACAACAAACACUAGAACAGCACUGGGAAGAUAGUCAACAAAGAAUAGCCAAUGAACAAGAACUUUAUAACGCUCAGUUAAAUGACAUUACACGUCUACAGAAUGAGCGUAAACAUCUUGGGGUUAUAAUGAACCAACUAUCUUCUUUUGUGGCCUCAAUUACUGCUGUCACAGAACGUAUUGAUCCAAAACUAGGUCAGUUUGAUCAAGAUAAUCAGCUGCAUGCUCUGCUAGAGGAAAUUAAUGCUGUACAACCUGAUUCUCAACAAAGGGUGGAUGCAAUACAGUCAGCAGAAGUAGUUCGCCAAGUACAGACAGCCAGUCGUACCAAUCCACUGGAUGAUGAGCUCAUCAAAACUAAAGGAUUGUUGAAGGCACCAUCUUUCAGGAAAGAAACGAAGAAAGAUAACCCUGCAAUAGAUGCUCCAAUCUCAGUUUCCGAUGGGAUUUAGACUUUGUCUUGCCAUUUGCCUCAGGAAGAUAUAAUAUAUAUGUAGCUGUAGACUUAUUUAUAGUAGGGCUAAUGGUUAGGGGCUUGUUAUAUAUUAUAUAAUGUUUUGAUAUUAUUGUUUUUACGAAUGUAGGUGAUUGUUUUGUGGCCAAUCCAAAUCUAAUUAUUUCUCGUUCUUUUGAUAUUAUAUUUUGUCAUUAAGUAGUGUUUACUAUGUUUUCCGAUUUUUAAAAUAUUUCCUGAUUAAUAAAUUUACUUAGGAUUCUUUUUCAUGCAUCUAUAAAUGAGCUAUUGGCUCUAUGGUGAUAUUAGAUUAUAGACUUGUCCUUUCAAUUCCUCUCAGAACAGGGAACAGAUGUUUGACAAAACAAACGAGGAAUGUGGUUAAUAUAGAAGUGAUUUGGAUUGGUCAGUAGUUAUGUGAAAUAGUUAUAUGUAAAUUUGAUCAGGUUCUAGACGGAGUGCAAUUAUAUCACGGACUGUGCAUUAUAUCAAACUAAACUCAAGGUCAUUAUGGGCAUCAUUUAAAUACUUCCAUUGUAUAAUAUGUAUAUAGUCUCUCAUAUCAUAAUUCAUAACAUCGAAUAUACAUCAUCGGUUUUGUAACUUAUUGUUCAGAGAAUAAAAAACUUACUUUGUUUUUAUAUUAUUUCAUUAGGUUGAAUUCCACUUUAAUAAUUGAUAUUAGUUAUUUUGUUUAGUUAUAUAAUUUUCUAUAAAUAUUUAUGAAUUUAUAAGGUCAUAGAUAAGGAACAAUUUCUUUAUUUUAUUUAUUAGUACCGUAAUUGUACUUGACUUUUUAAACAAUUAUGGUCAUAUAAUAUCUAUAUUUUAUUACUAUUAUAGUGAUAUUGGAGCUCCUAACAAAAUUUACAAUUCUUUGGCCGGAACUUUGCAUGAGAUAACUUUCAUUUUCAUUAUUAAAGAAGUGAUUUCAGAACCUACAUAAACUUGUGUUUGAGCAAAACCAAACCAAAUGACAUUAACUGAUAUGUCAGUGAACUCAAAUCUCUAUCAAUACUUAAAUCAACUUAUCUUUGUGAUAUAAGAUUAGAAUAGAUAGCAUUCAAAUCAAAAUGAAGUUGAUAAAUGUGAAGUGUAAUAUUUAAAGUAAACUUAUUUAUUGAAGACUUUUAUAAAAUAUCAUUGGUUUCAGGUAUACUAAUAAAUUCUAUAUCUAUACUAUAGUCUAACAUAUAAUCAUAAUACAUAUUUACUUUUUAUGAAGAGUAUAUUUUCAUGGUGGAAAUGCCAUAUUUAUUUUACUAGAUACAUGUAAAGUUAAUGUUAUCAAAAAUAAUAAGAAAACUAGGUGGCCUCUCAUAAGAUGCGUAUUCUUAUAUAAGGUCACAUUUUGUUACCCUGCUACUUCUUGUAUAAAUUGUGUCUUGAUUUAAAAUAUUUAUAUUGACAAUGAGUUAUUUCGAUAUUUAAAGAACUGUAUGUCAAACCUUUUAUGAACCAGUGAUGUCACUUAAAAUCUUGUUACCCCGAACAUGUUUUUUUGAUUUUGCUAAAAUUUUAUGAUCAAGACAAACAGUAUGACCACAUUUUAUGUGUCGUAUGUAUCAUCAGCUCAUCCUCUAAAGAAGAUUGGAAUGCAAUCAAAGAUUAUAAAUGGUUUGUUUAUACUGUUAUCUUUUCUUUCUUGUUAACUUACAUCAAGUUUACAAUUCACAAUAGAAGAAUUUCUGAUCCUCUGCGGGUGUACAGUGUAUACAGUCCAUGUAUAUAUCAUUAAUACUUUGUUUCAUUUUUAAAUUUUGUCUAAUUGUGCAUUCAUGGGAUAUAUCAACUGGAAUUGGUUGAAAUUAUGUCGGUGAUUGAUUUAUUUGUUACUCACAGAAGCCUAGACUUCAUGCUAUUAGAAUUCAUUGCUAUGGAAAAUAUCCUUUUGAGAUGGUCCCUCGGUCCACUUUAUGAAAAAAUGUAAAACCGGUAUUCCGAUGGAUGUACUGCUGAUUUUCUGCAUAUAAUGGUCUGAAUCUGUUGCCGAUUGUUGGGCAUAUAGAAUGUGGUUGUACUGUUAUGUUCUAUCUUGUAUUUGUAUCGGUACAUGUAGUAAAAAUCUCUUAGUUUAGACUAUGAUUUAAUCUGUCUAAUAGAAAGACUGUACACUUUUUUUUUCAAACCCAAACCAGCGUCCUUUCUGUAAAAUUGUCCUCUGUUAUUAUUAAUGUCCUCUUAUUAUAAAUAUGAGUGGGUCAACCAAAUCUGUAUCAACCUGAUCUACAUGUAAAUACAAUAGUUUUUUAAUCUGUACAAUAAUAAAUGUAAAAAAACAUAUUCAUGAUUUCUAAUAGAAAAGAUCUGCUGUUUGUAAAAUACUAAUAAAAAUAGUGAUAUUAUUUUCAUACAACCAUAUUUUACAGCUUAUUUGCUGUGUAAAAUGUACGAUUCCCAUUUAUUCCUGGAAUUAAAUAAUGUAUUCAAAGAACGUA
This is a messenger RNA of Patella vulgata (common limpet), 4522 nucleotides long. RefSeq names its product RING finger protein 207. The record is from RefSeq and is a predicted model, not a curated record. Lineage: Eukaryota; Metazoa; Mollusca; Gastropoda; Patellidae. Gene Ontology annotation, cellular component: perinuclear region of cytoplasm. Bases 172 to 2082 code for a protein of 636 amino acids. Gene Ontology annotation, molecular function: Hsp70 protein binding; zinc ion binding; transmembrane transporter binding. The transcript is spliced from 16 exons.